ACCCGCGCCUACCACCACACCACCCACAUUGAAUUUCAAAAAAAUUCCAAUUCUUUCUCUUUUCCAAAUACACAGAUCACCAUCGGAUCGCUCACAACGGACAUUUCGCUCUCACUUUAGUCGCGCCAGUCUUCGGCGAAAAGGCGUCUUGCCUUGGACAUUGGUUUACACCGUCAACUCACAACCCGACCGUUGAUCGACAAUUCCACGGCCGCCCAGCGCCGCCCAAUAACCACCAACCAUGUCGUCCGCCAACAGAAAGGAGCCUCGGGUCACCUUCCAGACCCCGACCUCAAAGGGCCACCACCACCGCCAAUCGAGCGACUCUGGCAUUUCCGAAGUCAGCACAAGCCCUACCGCCCAGGACUUUUUCGACCUCGAGGAGAAGUACAAGAAGCUGCAGGACGACUAUGCCCUACUCAAGAGCGAAUACAAAGCCCGCUCCGCUGCUCUGGAGAACAGACUUGAAGUUCUCAAGAUCGAGAAUGGUAGCUUGGACCGUGAAAAGGAAAACUUGCGCACUGAAAACAAAAUCCUACGGGAGGAUCUCCGCAAGGCCCAACGCAACAGCCCCCCUCGAGAGUCGACAAAGAUGUCUGGCGCACUUCCUAGCCACCCGCCCUCUCCAAAGGAACACAAGGAGAGAGAGCACAGGGAGCCCAGAGAACACAAGGAACCCAAGGAGUCCAAGGCCUUGCGUCGCAGCGACUCUAAGCACCGCACCCGCGGAGAGAGCAAGGUUCGCAAGACCACCGAGGACAAGGAGCUCGCGAAGCGCUGCAAGGAAGACAAGGAGCGCCUCGGCCGUCGCUUCGACCACAAGGACGACAAGAGCGUCUCCAGCGGAAGUUCGAGGGCUAGCAAGAGCAGCUACAUUGAGCCCAUGGGCCCCAGCGCUCCUCGGCCCGUUUCCGUCGUGGAGCCGUCCCGUCCCCGUACCAAACGCUCCGAGUCCACGUCGUACUCGGUCAGACCUUCCGUCAUCACGACCACAACUGUCACUGAUCCCUCUGUAUACGACCCGCGCUCUCCAGGCUACGCGGACCACGAGAGUCCUUUCGGCUAUGACGCUGGUGCAUAUGGUCAUGGUCAUGCACAAUACGUUGAGGAUGGCUAUUACGCACAACCUCCAGAGCCCUCCCGCGGGAGGUCGCGUCGGUAAAGCAUCCGACACAAGCAAGCAAGAAGCAAAAAAAAAGAAUUGGCCAAGCCCUGUGUGACACACCACCAACAGGCAAGGGUGAUUUUUUUUUCUUCUUCUCCUUCGCUGCGGGAAAAUACGUUUACGAUAGUCUGCAUUCAGCCACAGGAAAUUCUUCAUCCCCUGGCAAACGCAGCCUCCAACCGAUAAGGCGGUGCGGGGAGGGAGGCUUGAAAAGCGUUCUUUUUCUGCGCCCUUUCUCCAAGACGGGAUGGGCGCUUUGAGGCGACAGGUGGACCCCCGCACCGAGUCCGGGCGCAAAAAUCUCACUUGAUAGUAAGGGGAUGAGACGCCCGAUUGACGCAAUGAGUCGGUUGACUCAUCGCUCG
Colletotrichum phormii is the source of this 1530-nucleotide messenger RNA. RefSeq lists its product as uncharacterized. NCBI's taxonomy places the organism in Eukaryota, Fungi, Ascomycota, Sordariomycetes, Glomerellales, Glomerellaceae. The record is from RefSeq and is a predicted model, not a curated record. The coding region runs from base 242 to 1162 and encodes 306 amino acids. The transcript has a single exon.